Messenger RNA from Serendipita indica DSM 11827, 942 nucleotides. The record is from the annotation of a GenBank genome assembly. Lineage: Eukaryota; Fungi; Basidiomycota; Agaricomycetes; Sebacinales; Serendipitaceae.
AUGUCGUCGCGGCGCCAAUCAGUAUCAACCGCACUCAACGACGGGCACUUGGAUCCGUUUAUUGCUGCUCUCUGGGGGUUUGAAGGUCUCCCUGAGGCGUUAGCUACCGUCAAGCAACGAGACGCGUCGACAACUCUAACGACUCAGGACCCAGUGGCAGGAAACUCACUAGAGACGAAACCCGAGACACUGGUGAAUGGGACAACGAACAUGGAUGCCGAAUCUUCUGCACCCUCUCAGGCAAGUUUGCGGCUGCAAGGGGCAGAUCAACAUGGGAGGGACACUUUGAGCGGCCUGGACAUUCAGUUUUCCAAGAUAUGGGGCCGAAGUACAACGAGAAUCACUCUGGACGAGUACAAACAGCUUUACCAAGCAAACUUUCUCGCCAUCAAUCAGCUCAUCGAAACACAAGAGUCUAUCCUCGUCGACGCUGUUCGUAGAUACCAAGCGGAUGAAGAGCACGUCCGGCAGACGCGUCUGUAUAUGGAGCACGCCCGACAAGCUCAGUCCCUCUCGCUAUUUGAUCCAGACUAUGGCACCCUCCUCGUGGAUGCACAGCACGGCUCUCCACUCAAACCAUUGCAUAAUCACUCGGCGGUGGGCGUCGACCCACUUUCACCGAGCAUGUUUGGGAGCCAGGAGGCCCAGGAGUAUCCGUUGAGCGAGACUGCCUCUACAAAGGCAGAUAUCGACGCCUUGACAGAGUCCUUAGGUCCUCUGAAUCUGCAGGAGCCACUGAGCGAGACUGCAGCAAGGAGCGCGUCAUGGUCGGCACCCAUCCGGGAAAGGACCUUUCCCCAAGAACAAGCCGCUUCCAGAAUGCGAGGAAGAUCGCAUGCCGACGUCCCUUCGCCCGCUUACCCUUAUUCCACCUUCCGACCUACGGCUCCCCCCGUUCUCUCCGCAUCCAGCCACAACCCGUCAUUUCCCUCGGCGUCGUAA